Solea senegalensis (Senegalese sole) is the source of this 1488-nucleotide messenger RNA. Its product is annotated as trace amine-associated receptor 13c-like. Gene Ontology annotation, molecular function: trace-amine receptor activity. Lineage: Eukaryota; Metazoa; Chordata; Actinopteri; Pleuronectiformes; Soleidae. The transcript is spliced from 2 exons. The record is from RefSeq and is a predicted model, not a curated record. Bases 33 to 1028 code for a protein of 331 amino acids. Gene Ontology annotation, biological process: G protein-coupled receptor signaling pathway. Gene Ontology annotation, cellular component: membrane.
UUCUCUUCUGUUCUCUUCUCUUCUCUCCGAGUAUGGAGACUCUGGACGCAGAUGAACUCUGCUUUCCACAGUUCCCAAACAUCUCGUGCAAAAAGACGUUGGACCACGGUGGUCCAGCUGUAUUCCUGUAUGUCACACUGACCUGCAUCUCUUUGCUCACCGUGAUGCUCAAUCUGCUCGUCAUCAUCUCUAUCUCCCACUUCAGGCAGCUCCAGAACUCCACCAACCUCCUCCUCCUCUCUCUGGCUGUGUCAGACUUCUUCGUUGGCCUCCUGCUGCUGCCGGGUCAAAUGGUUAUGAUAAGUGGCUGCUGGUUUUUGGGGACCUUCAUUUGUGGUGCGUUUUACUUUGCCUCCUUUAGUCUGACAUCUGCCUCAGUGGGAACCAUGGUGCUCAUAUCAGUUGACCGAUAUGUGGCCAUUUGUGACCCUUUGUCUUACCCAACCAAAGUCACUGAGAAACGAGUCAAAAUAAGUGUCUCUCUGUGUUGGGCCUGCUCUGUCUUCUAUAACGGUGUGAUAAUGAAUGUCUUCCUGAGUGAUCCAGAUCAAUUUAAUACCUGCUAUGGAGGGUGUGUAUUUCUAAUGGGCCAAAUAACAGGAGCUGUUGAUGUUGCUGUGUCCUUUGUUGGCCCAGUUGCUGUCAUCGUAGUUCUGUAUAUGAAAGUAUUUGUGGUGGCUGUGGCUCAAGCUCGAGCCAUGAGGUCUCACAUUACUGCUGUCACAGUCCAGGGCACAGGUGCUGUCACGGCUAAGAAAUCUGAGAGAAAAGCAGCCAGGAUUCUUGGUAUUGUUGUGGUUGUGUUUGUGAUAUGUUUCUGUCCAUAUUUUUGUGCCUCUUUCAUUGUCAGUUCAUUCUCUAUCUAUGUUUCUUUUUUUGGGGUCUUGGUCCUGUAUUUUAACUCCUGCAUCAAUCCAGUCAUCUAUGCUUCUUUCUAUCCCUGGUUUAGGAGAUCUAUCAAACUCAUUGUUACACUAAAGAUAUUGCAGCCUGGCUCCUGUGAUACACACAUACUACAGAAAUGUUAACACAUCUCAAUGAUUUAUUCUCAGGUGGUGAAAAAAAUAUUUUUGCUUUUGUACAUGUCACUGAAUAUUGUGUCUCUCUCUGUGUGCAAGGAAUGUGUGCAUGUGUGUGUGAGUGAUAAGAACAAGGAUUGCACAUUAUAACAUAAAUCUAACAAUAUAAUCUCUUUUAUUGAUUCUAAUGAAUCAACAGCAGGCUCAUUUUGGAUUUUUCUGGCUUCACUUGGGCAAAUACAUUAAUGUUUGUCUGGAAAAAAAAUAAAAAUAAUUCAACUUAACUCCUCAGGACAAGAUCAAAACCGGAAAGUAACCUUUUAAAAUACACAUUUCUUCUAUUUUUUUUUGUUUACCUAACACUUGAAUCAGGAAAACAGCUGAAAAACACUGAACUGAUAAGACUGCUAUAGAACAUAUAGAAAUGUCAAAAAUAGUAAUAUAUAUUUAAAUCUUAUAAAAUAAAAAU